Molecule: messenger RNA, 4408 nt
Organism: Oncorhynchus mykiss (rainbow trout)
Lineage: Eukaryota; Metazoa; Chordata; Actinopteri; Salmoniformes; Salmonidae
Product: GRAM domain-containing protein 4
Biological process (GO): negative regulation of toll-like receptor 9 signaling pathway; apoptotic process
Source: RefSeq, a predicted model, not a curated record
UCCUGGUAGCGUGAACGCCUCAUUCACUGUAAGGCUCCAACAUACAUUUUAAACAGGGUAUUGUUGUCGAAUGAGUUCAUAAAACUCGUAGAACGCAGAGGGACGUCAUCGCACCCCCACCCUUUUUUGUGUGGACCUCUUGCAGUGUUUGCCGUAAGAUCAUUUUAUUUAUGGAGUUCAAUGUAAAUACUUGGGCGUGAGCCGGGCGGACCAACUGAGGGUUUCUUUGAAACAAGGUGGCAGGUGGGAAAAGGCGACCUACGGAGUAACGACAGCGUUAAUGAAACUUUGUUACCGAUUUCGUUAUGGGGAUGCCAUAUGCCACGUUAAGAUAAAGACCAAGACGACUGUGUUGAACAUGCUAAAGCGAUUGGACAAAAUCCGGUUUCGGGGCCAACGGCCAGAUGUGUUCCUGGAUCUGGGUGAAUCGCCCAACACAUCUGACACUGAAUGUAGCGAAGAGAUCCUGAUGAAGCCUAAGCCCUUGCUUAAAAUUAAAGACACUGAAGAACUGCAAGACCCUGUGAGUGCUCCUGCUGGUCCGGGGACACUUGCUAUGGCCGCAGCCAUCCAGGACUAUCAGAGGACUGAAACAGAUGGAUUCAAUGAGGUGAAAGGCCACCUGGAAAUUGCCUUACUGGAAAAGCACUUCCUACAGGAGGAGUUGAGGAAACUUCGAGAAGAAACCAAUAUAGAGACACUGAAACAUGAACUGGAGAAAGAGAGAUCGAAAAGGCUGGACUUGGAACAGAAACUGAACUUAGAAGUUCUCAAAACGAGGUGCAAAAUCGAAGUGACUUCCGAAGAUGAGGACCAAGUGGGGGAGUGCGGUGAUGUAAUGUCCAUAACAAAAGAAUCAUUGUGGAAUCUGAAAAGACAGUUUCUAAAGAAAGGAAUGAGAUCAGAAGAUUCCGCACCACAGCCACCCAGAGCAACACCUGCAGCUCCCACAGCCAACAGUACAGGUCAGCCAGAAACGGACAAGCAGAAGGAGACCAUGUACUCGCGGCUGCAGACGUGGCUGUACGACCGGUUUGGAGCGUACAUCGAGGACUUCCGCUUCCAGCCGGAGGUGAACACAGUGGAGCCAGAUGAGCCGCUAAGCGCUAAGAGAUUGACUGAAAACAUGAGACGACUCAAGCGAGGUGCCAAACCUGUCACUAACUUCAAGAGGAACCUUUUUGCCUUAUCCAGCUGGCACUCCGUGUAUACGUCAACCUUUGCCUUCAUUAUCUAUGUGAAUGCAGCGUGGCACGGUUGGGCCAUCCCCUUGUUUCUCUUCCUAGCCAUUCUCAGGCUGUCCUUGAAUUACCUCAUUUCCAGAGGUUGGAGGAUCCAGUGGAGUAUUGUGCCGGAGAUCUCUGAACCUGCGGAUCCACCAAAGGAGGAUCUGACUGUUUCAGAGAAGUUCCAGUUAGUUCUUGAUGUUGCUCAAAAAGCACAGAAUCUAUUUGGAAAGAUGGCAGAUGUCCUGGAGAAAAUAAAGAACCUGUUCAUGUGGGUGCAUCCUGAGAUCACUCAGAAGCUCUACAUCGGUCUGUGGGUGGCCUUCAUCUGCUCCUGUCUCCUACCCUACAAACUCAUGGGCUUCAUGAUGGGGCUGUAUGCAGGGAUCAAGUUCUUCAUCAUCGACUUCCUGUUUAGGAGCUGUCCCAAGCUAAGGGACAAGUAUGACACGCCCCACAUCAUCUGGACCAGCCUGCCCACAGACCCCCAGCUGAAGGAGCGGGGGGGCGCCACACUGUCCAGACGGCUGUCUGGGUAUGAAAAGAUUCAGCCGGCGGUAGCUCGUGGGAGCCUAGGGACAGGCCUAGCAUGCGGUACCAGUCUAGAGGAACAGACUGGCAGGGUCUACAAUACUAAGAAGGGUUCUUUCCACGAGGUCUUCAAUCUAUCCGAGGAUGAGCGCCCUCUAGCAGUGUGUGAGAAUGGCUGGCGAUGCUGCUUGAUCAACAGGGACAGGAAGAGUCCCACUGACUACAUCCGUAAUGGGGUGCUCUUUGUCACUGAAAACUACCUUUGCUUUGAAAGCUCAAGCUCCAGGUCAAACUCCUCUAAAAAGAAUAAAGUCAUCAAACUGAUUGACAUCACUGAUAUUCAGAAGUACAAAGUCUUGUCUGUACUGCCUGGGUCUGGAAUGGGAAUCUCCAUAGCUACACCGUCCACCCAGAAGCCGUUGGUGUUUGGUGCCAUGAUCCACAGGGACGAGGCCUUUGAUGCCAUCUUCACACAGUACAUGAAGACGGCGACCAUGACUACAGCCAUCAACCCUGAUACCUAACAAACCAAGAUGGCUGCCUUCACCAGGGACUUCCUUACUGACACAGAGACAUAGCUAUGUAGUACACCGAGAGCCACCACUGCUACUGGCCAUUUAUUACAUAUGAAAAUAUGUUAAGCUAGUAUCCAUGCCAAGGUGGUGGAUUCCUCCACCAAGCCAGGGAGCCUUGGCACAUAGAUUAGCAUGUGAAUAUGGUAUCCACUUGAUCUGAGGCCUCGUCCAUCACUAUAGAGCCCAAGGUCUUUCUAUCCUCUCGCUGAUGACUCAAGCUCCUCAUUGGGUCUAACUAAGGAACUACGACUCCUGGACCCGCCCACCAUUGCUGCCUCCUGCCUCCUAUUGGUUGGGUCGAGGCUGUUGUGUCAAGGGAUAGAGCCACACUUGGUUCUUGUUUAGCUGUUUCUCUGCACUGAGGUUUUCAGUGUGUCACAGGAGGUUGGUGGCACCUUAAUUGGGGAGGAAGGGCUUGUGGUAAUGACUGGAGCAGAAUCAGUGGAAUGGUAUCAAAUACAUCAAACACAUGGUUUCCAUGGUUUCCAGGUAUUUGAUGCCAUUCCAUUUGCUCCGUUCCGGCCAGUCUUAUGAGCCGUUCUCCCCUUAGCAGCCGUGUGUGUGUGUGUGUGUGUGUGUGUGGUGGUUAUACAUUUGUCAUCUAUUGUGCUGUUUCAGGAGGAGGCUGGAUCUCCUUGUCUGUCUGACAGGAUUGUCUGUCACUCCCAUAGUGUGUAUCGCAUGCACAUUGGUGCCCAUUGCUCCACUGAAUGCCCUCCGCUUCUGCCUUCAAUAGGAUUGAUUUUGAUUGAUAUAGAUAUCACUGGUGGCCUUGCACAGGUCUUAGGCUACACAUUUUUUAAAUGUCAGUUAACAAGUGCACCAGAAACCACGCCUUGUUAUGUUAAAAAAUAGUGCUCACGUUUAUGAAAACCUCAAGCCUUCAUGUGCCCCAGUUAAUGAUAUUUUAGUAGAAUUUCAUCAAGAGCCUUUAUUUUGAGGGAUGGAACAGGAAUAAUGUAUAGAUGGGCAGCUAAAAGCCUGGGGAAUGCUGGAGAUAUUGUAGGGAAUAACCUUCUCUCACACAUUUGUGUCUUGUUAAAGGAAAGGUAUGGAUUUACAUGUACAUGUUAAGGAGUCAUGAUGCAUUCAUACGCACCACAUAAACAUGACAUAGUAUUUCUGAAGCCUUAGAGUGUGUUUAUUAUGUAGAUCAGUAUGUGAUUUAUAAUAUGUGACAUUCUACAUGUACCUAAUUGGCUUAGUAAAACCAUGUAGGUGUUAUGGAGUGUUUUUUGGAAUGUGUUGCGAGAACUUUAUUGGACAGAUUACAUGUAAAGCAAUACCAAAACAAGCUAUUUCCAAAAAGCAGAAGCCUUUUCUACACUGCCUUGUUCAACCACUCAAUGAAGCCUUCUCUAAUCUUCUCACAGGUGUAGGUCAGGAUUCAAACCAAUGAGGCACUGUACUUUUUGCUUUCCAUUAAUUCUGAGGUGUAACUUCACGGAAAUUGCCAUUGGAUCACGAAUCUACACGUUCUUAAAAUGUAUUUUUUUAAAUUUCGACAACUUAAGUGCAGUGUAAUAUCGGUAAUUUGUGCUAGUUUGAAUCACGAUCCGAAAUGGUAAUGGUAGUGGAAAUGGUAGUAACACUUCAUUUUGGGUUUUGACACCAAAUGGUAGAGGGGUUUGAAGUAAACGCUUAACUAUGUUCUAGCUGAACACAUACUAGUGACUCUAUCUAACUGGACAUUUUCUGUUUGAUGCCUUUAGUGUACGUUUCUUUAGGCGUAUGUACAGGAUACAUGGUAUACACCGUCCAACAAAAUGCUGACUUGCAGAUUCCUUCUCGACAAUGCAACAACAAUAAAUCAUUUAAUAUAUGAAUACAAACAUGAAGUAAAUGUCCCAGUAGAAUAGAUUAAACAUUUGAGCAUAAGUAUAAUGCAGGAAGGCACCAUUUUUAGUCCAAUGUUGACACAUGUUUUGGGGAAGGGGGGAUUGGGUGGCAAGCGUUUAAAUUGUGCAGUACGCCAGGGUGUGUCAAACUCAUUUUGCCCCGGGGGUCCGCAUUCUGUCUUCAACGAGGUCUGGAGGGCAGCACAGAAUAAAUAAAUAAAAAUCCUCGCUCUCAAAA